AGCUUAAGAUUCGUGACAGUCUCUGCCUCCCACCGAUCGUCACCGGGAAACUCGACGUUGUUGUUGACAUUUUAGACAGAAAGGAUACAGUUUGAGUUGCAUUCAUGAACUGUACCAAAGGGUUUUGUCAUCUUUCUAAAUAUUCAUUCCAAUAAGAUCGAUUAAUUGCGAAGCUCGUCCAAAUGAUGAGUUCUCCUGUGUCCAUAACCAGCACAGGGCCUAUAGCAGGUGCUUUUGGUAUGGAAACAGUGGUGGCUGUAGCCCUUGGUGCACUUGCUGCUGUUUUCCUUGGUGCACUCUUAGUGCUGCUUGUUUUGUGUAAACGACAACGAUGUUAUUAUAAUCAGAAAGAUUCUCCGGAUUUAAGCUCGGAUUUGUUAGAGGGUGAAAACUUCUCCGGUUUAGGGUUGGAUGCAUGGGAAAGUGAGGAAUGGUUAGCCGGUGCUGAAAGAUGGGUUGACGAUGCUACCGGUUUAGCUCCUCUGUGCAUUGCUGUAUUGAGAUCGUGCCAUGCAUUGGCAUCAAGUCUGACUGCUAUUGCCGGAACAGUGAACAGUAACACUGUUCCACUGGAAAUAGUGGAUGUUGCUAGACGCAUUCCGCCCCGUGUUGACGAUGUGGUCAGGAGUUUGUAUCCACCUUUGGAUGCGAGGCUCCUAGAAGCUAGGGUGGCAGCACUGGUUUUAGCUGUUACGCAUUUAGCAUUGGUUACAAAACAUGGAGUACCAAAGAGUCAUGCUAGGAAAUUAGCAUUUAUUGAUCAGGCUUUAAGCGAUAUGGACUCUCAUCUGUCAAUAUUACGGAAUGCUGCAUUGGCCCAAGAGGUGGCAUGCUCUGUUCCAGCUUCAACGCCGGUUUGAGUUAGUCCAGCAGUCUGACACGCGGGAAUGUUUUCCGGUAAUUACAUUUCUUUUAUAUCUCAGAUUGUUUUGGGUCUUAACACUACAUUUUUAUUAAGAUCCGAGAUUGAAGGCGUACAUAUUACGGAAAGUUACGUGUUGUACACUUGUCUUUUAUUAUGUCAGGGUCCAAAACCUAACACAGUGCUCUAGUUCGAGUUUUCUACCGACAAUAUUUAGUGCUUCGCAGUUUCUCUACUUAUAAUUAUUAUAAAAAUGUAUACAAUAUUGAUUGCAAAUGCAACAAAUAUUGUGAGAUAAAUAUAUAUAUAUUUGAACAGUUUUACCGUUGAAAAAACACCGGAGGUAACGUUUUGUGAUAUGGAUAUGCGCAGAGAACUUUAGUCUUCCAUUAUUAUAUGCUGCAAUCGAAGUAUUUAUGUAUACCCCGAGAUAAAAAGAAAUUCUAUCUCGAGGACCAAUGUCAUUAUCAAUCGUAUUAAGUAUUUAUAAGAAUUUGUACACAUAUAUUUUGUACGUCUAUAAAAAUCAAAUUAAUUUAUAGAUAAAUAGAACUUUAUAAUAAAUCUGA
Messenger RNA from Dufourea novaeangliae, 1431 nucleotides. RefSeq names its product transmembrane protein 98-like (gene Tmem98). The transcript is spliced from 4 exons. Gene Ontology annotation, cellular component: endoplasmic reticulum. NCBI's taxonomy places the organism in Eukaryota, Metazoa, Arthropoda, Insecta, Hymenoptera, Halictidae. Bases 183 to 860 code for a protein of 225 amino acids. The record is from RefSeq and is a predicted model, not a curated record.